This is a messenger RNA of Xiphophorus hellerii (green swordtail), 1197 nucleotides long. RefSeq names its product zinc finger protein 593 (gene znf593). Gene Ontology annotation, molecular function: nucleic acid binding; zinc ion binding. The record is from RefSeq and is a predicted model, not a curated record. Lineage: Eukaryota; Metazoa; Chordata; Actinopteri; Cyprinodontiformes; Poeciliidae.
UGCACGUGCAGAAGUCCUGCUCGGUCCAACAUGGGGAAGUCCAAACAGACCGGAAACCAUAAGGGCGACAAGAAGAAGAACAUCGCUAAGAAGUGGAAGACGAAGCGCCGGACCAAAGAUUUGGACCAGAUCCACUCGGACAUGAAGCCGGAAACCGCGGCCAAGCUGCUGCGUCAGGACGUGGACUAUGACGUAACGGGAUGCGCACAACACUACUGCUUACACUGCGCGCGAUACUUUGUCGACAUGCGAUCCUUGAAGGAGCAUUUCAAAACCAAAGUGCAUAAGAAGCGGUUGAAGCAGCUGAGGGAGGAGCCGUACUCGCAGGCGGAGGCGGAGCGCGCCGCAGGGAUGGGAUCCUACAUCGCCCCGAAAACCGUAGAAGUGAAAACGCAACCAGUGGAGGAAAACAUGGACUGAACGCUGCUUAAUGGACGGACUCUCAUUAACAGAAUCCUUCUGUUAUUUAUUAUGAUUACAAAGCUGCUAUUUUUAUGACAGCUUGUAACUUUCUGCCAUCUAUAUCCAUGUAGGCCUGGAAUAAUAAACUGAAAAACUACAUAUUAAAAUGUUAAAAUUCUAGCUUUCUCUGAAAUCACAGAAUAAUUCCUAAAGGUAAUUAAUUAAUUAUAAUUUUGAAUUGAUGUAAUUUUGCAGUAUACAAAUAAAAACUGAUUUGGUAAGACUGAUAAAAUUAUAUUUAAAGGGGAUUUUUUUAAAAUGCGAAAUUCACAUUUUGCACAUUUCUUCCAUUUUUCUCUACUGCUUCUAGAAACAUCCCAAGUGCUUAAAAAAACACCAGGGCUGAUUUCUGGCAAUAAUUUCAUGUUUUCUAGUGUCUAGAAAUGCAAUGUAACAAAUCAGCAGGCAUAGCCUGUUGCCUAGUAACCUCUAGCAUAGCCUAGCUCUGUUACCGAGCAACUCCGACUGAGUUCCAGCAUUUGGUCAGGUGGUUUUACCUGCUGUAUGCGCUUUACAAUGGCUGCUGGAAAAGACAAGUGUUUUGUUCUUGACUAACCAUAUCUGUUUAUCCAAUGUCAUUGGUGGCUAUGCUAACUUAAUUGGUAAAGUUACAGGAUUUUAAACAAUCAAAUUAAUUCCUUAUUUAACUUAUAUUAAAAAUGUAUUUUAAAAAUUCAGUUCAAAUGCGGAACUGCAAUACCUAAUAAAUUUAUAAUCUUGAUAUUUUUCACAUUA